CGUCGCUGGAAGCGGCUAUUAGUUGUACAAGACACCACAGUGGAGGCCUUGAACCAGAGAGCAAGCCUCGAGUCGCCAUUUCUCGAGCGAUCAAGAAUGGAAGACAACAGCAUCCUUCUCAAGGAAGUGUUUGGGGAAUCAUCGGAUAGUGAAGACGACGAUGACGAACAACCAUGCCCUCGCCACUUCGGGGACUAUUCGAUCCACGAAUGUCGUCGAUCCCAGUCUCUGCUCCUUGAAAAACCUAGCUGGGAACGAGUCACUGGGAUCAACGGCUUGUGCUUGUGUAGGGACUUUCUCUCUGCAGAUCGGCAAUCUUCUUUGCUCUCUGCUAUCGAAAACGAAGGGUGGUUCACUGAAGCCUCUCACAAUCAGGCGAUGAGGUUUGGGGAUCUUCCACCAUGGGCAAUUGAACUUUCUAAUUCUAUUCGUGAGGCAAUGCAUUUCAGUGAUGUUGUUUAUGGACUGGUGGACAUCAGGACAUAUGAUGCGGAUAAGGAUGAUUAUUUGUUGCCAUCGGAUUUGCUAUGGAGAGAGCCGCUUUUCAAUCAACUUAUUGUAAAUGUAUACCAACCAGGUGAGGGAAUCUGUGCGCAUGUUGAUCUCAUGCGUUUUGAAGAUGGAAUUGCCAUUGUCUCCUUGGAGUCAUCAUGUGUGAUGCAUUUCACCAGAGAUGAGAGAGACAAUUGCAAUAUUGCAGAGGGAAAAGACAAUCCACCGAAGACAAAAAUUCCUGUAUAUUUGACCCCGGGGUCUCUAGUUUUGAUGUGGGGAGAAGCUCGCUACCUCUGGAAGCAUGAGAUAAAUCGCAGGCCAGGAUUCCAGAUAUGGGAAGGCAAGGAGAUCCAUCAGGAGAAAAGGACCUCCAUAACAUUGAGGAGGCUCUGCAAAAGCGAAUAGUGCGUUUACCAGUACAUGAUUUGGGGCAUUGCCUGCUUUAGCUCUUGUUUAAUCUUCUUAUAUUGUCGUAUACUCCUGCUUCUCCUCAAGGCAGCAUGCACCAACUUGAAAUUUCAAUUAUAAGGAAAUGAAGCAUAGCGCCUAGUUCAAGAAAGAAUGGAAAGUUACAGUGAUCCAACCAAGAUUCCUAAGAACUGGGAAUGUGCUUUAUUGUAUUGUCUGAAUGCUUCUUGUCCAAUUCCUGUCAAUUAGAAUCUAAGGUUUCUGUUUGAGUCAUAGCAUGUGUUCGCUGGAAUGAAACAGCCAUAGAAGAUGCAUUGUUGUUGUAUACCAAAUGAUAAUGCAAAAAGUAUUGUGAAUCCAUUCUCAAA
Molecule: messenger RNA, 1271 nt
Organism: Malania oleifera
Lineage: Eukaryota; Viridiplantae; Streptophyta; Magnoliopsida; Santalales; Ximeniaceae
Exons: 4
Coding region: 97-900 (267 amino acids)
Biological process (GO): fatty acid metabolic process; DNA damage response
Cellular component (GO): mitochondrial matrix
Source: RefSeq, a predicted model, not a curated record